GCCGCAGGGACAGCAGGAGCGGUGCUGCUGUCAGUUAGGCGGUCGGAGAAAUGGGAGACCCAGGGUCGGAGAUAAUAGAAUCUGUCCCUCCAGCUGGGCCUGAGGCAUCUGAGUCCACCACGGAUGAGAAUGAAGAUGACAUUCAGUUUGUUAGUGAAGGACCAUUAAGACCUGUUCUUGAAUACAUCGAUCUGGUCAGCAGUGAUGAUGAAGAACCCAGCACCUCUCAUAGUGAUAGAAUGCCUGAGUCUAAGGUGCCAUCCUCUGAGAAUCAUCGCCCAGAAAUGUGCUCUAGCUGCAGUGUUCCUCUUCCCAUUGGAGACAGCAGCUCCUCUGGGAGUUGCACCAGCAGUCCACAAAGGAUAGUUUCUCAACCUUCUUCUGUUGAGAACCCAUUGGAGAACCAGAAAAAUGAUCAAAAUAAUUCAGAUUUUAAGAUCCCUGAGACAGAGACACUUAAACCAUCACAAAAUUAUCAGAAUCUGCCUUCAUCUCCACUUCUGAUCCCCCAAGAAUCUUUGGCCUCUUCACAGGUCAAGGAGGAUUUACCUCCAGAGUCUUCAGCUUCACAGCAUGGACAGGAUGCCAUCCUCUAUCUCCAGACACAAGUGGCUGAGAUGUCCCGAGUGAUACGUGAUCUGCAGUCCAGGAGUUGUUUCAGAUUUCAUCAUUCUAGGCCAAGUGAGAACUCCUCAGUUCCUUGGGACAUCACCUCCAAGGAAGACAAUUUAUCCACAGUUGAAGAAGAAGCAGACUGCAAAUCCCCCUCAGCUGAUGACAAAGGGCAGCCAGCUGACCCCAGUCAGACUAGUUUCACAGGUCUUUUGAAGAGAAUGGAACAGAGAGGUGUUAUAAAGAGAGUAACAUUGCAAUCUGAAGCAGAAUCGUGUGAUGGGAAACCUGAUUAUGUGACCUCUAAAAAACGUUUGGUUCCUCCAUUGCAUCCUCUUCUGAGAAUUGCCACCACUGAGGUUUUUAAAGACCCUGCUGAUUGCCAUCCUUCUUCUUUCAUGGGACACAGGGUAUAUCCUGUGGCCAAGGAUACCUCUCCUUUUCAACCAAAUCCUCCAGCUGAGGGCCCCAUUGUAGAAGCAUUAGAGCAUAGCAAAAGAGGAAGCGCAACAUCUCCUCUAGAUUCUACCUCAAAAGAAAUGGAGGUCAUGGGUUGUAGAUUCUACCAUGCUGCUUCCAUUGCAGCCCGAGCUGCUAGCUACAUGGCCUAUAUGACUCAGUAUCAGCGUAAACUCUGGGAAGACAUGGAGGAUCUGGUCCAUGACCCAGAGUUUGAUCGUGGAAAAGCAAGAUGUAUAAUAUCUGAUGGUAUGGAUGCAGGUCUUUGGCAGCUUUGUACUACUAGGGACAUAAUGGACUCUGUAGUCAGAGUUAUGGCAAUGGCAGUAGACUACAGAAGGCAAGCCUGGCUCCGACUUACAUCUCUUACUAAGAAAACCCAGGAGAAGAUCUCACACUUGCCCUUUGAUGGCACUUCCCUCUUUGGACAAGAUGUGAAUGCUGUUGUUGCAGAAGAAAACAGUAUAAAGGAAAAUGACUAUAAAGACCACAACAAGUACUAUAACCAACAUCGAUACUUUUAUAGUCAUGAUCAGAAAGCACAUUAUCACAAUAGAGGCUACUCCAAAGGGGAUUGGUACAAACCCCGAAACCACCCCUAUAGAUAUAGAAAAAAGGGAGAAUCUCCAGAACGUCAUGGGUAUAAGAAUUAAUAGCCUGUUGAUGUCCAGCAGUAUAGCCAUCCGACAUCCUAAGUAUUUUACUUGCUCUUCCUGACUUAACCAGGAUCUACAGGUAGGAGGUCAUCUCCAAAACUGAAUGCAUGUCUGGAAUUUCCACAGCUGUCAUUUGAAUUCUAGACUGUUGGAAUGACGUAUAUAAUAAAGCAAAUUGUGCUUUAUUGUCCAAGUGAGCAGUGGAGACUUUUCAUCUAAGUAGGGUUGGACAAAGAUUUACCCAUUGUUUCUGGUUCAAAGUAAGCAGAGAGGAAGGUACUCAGGAAUCUGAAUCCUCUUCUGAUUAAAGAAAAAUAUAAAGAUUUGUUCCUUACGAAAAUCUUGCUGGUAAACUGAGGACUAGCAGAUUGUGGGUCUGGAAAUAACCUACUACUUACUAGAUCUCUUUAACAUGGAGGCAAAUCCUUCAUUUUUAUGUCAUCAGUGCUUCCUUGUUCAGGUUUUGCUUGUCCGAUCUUCACAAAAUGACAAAUCUGUUAUCUCUUUAUAUCAGGAUGAUCAACUCACUGAGUCCAUACUACUGAAGCUCUGUGAGACUUCAAAAUCAACCAUGAAGCUGUAUAUCAAGAACUGGAAUUCAAAUCAAAUUUUGCCAAAUCCAGUUUGCUUCCAGUGGCAUAACUAGAUGUCACAGGUCUACUGUGGGCACCAGCUGGAAAAAGACUUUCCUGCCUGUAAUUUCUUUAGAAAUUUCACAGUAACUAUUUUCAUCAAGACUGAUUGCUAUCAUACCAUCACCACUCCAAGUUAUAUAUGAGAGAAUUCUUUGUUGUUAUCACUCAUAAGCCUUCGACCUAUCAAACUCAUAUCAACAAGCUGGGAGAAUCAGUAAUGGUGUUCUCUCAGGAUAAUCUGGACCUUUCACCAAGAUGACCUUCUUAAACCCACCUUCUAAACAGUAAACUUUUUGAACUUGACAAAUUCAUCACACUUUAAAUACAAAAGAGAUAUGUACAUUAGUGCCCUGGAAAUAAAGGAUGUUGUUACACCAUCCAGGCAUGCAAAUCUGAACUCUUAAAAGAGCAAGAAUUCCAAACAUGCCUGACAAUCCAGUCCUCUUACUGUAAUAAAGAGGGAUGCCCUCAGUUGAUGUUAUUGAGAAAUCCGUAAGAUUUAGAGUAUAACUGUGGAUGUAGUAAAGGGAACAUCUCACACAGUUCUGUUUCUGGAUAUCGAUUUAAAUGGUGAUAUCCAUUGAUUUCUUAAAAAUCUGAAAUCAAGACUUCAGUGACAUGUUCUUGGUUUAUCGGUCCCUUAAUCUAGUCAGACUUUUACCAUGAGAGACGACUUACUUUGGUUUAAUUAAUAGUUCUCCACCAUCCUGGAUCUAGCAGCAGAUACCUCAGUGAUAUGUCCCACAGUAUCUUUUUAAUCUCAAGGCAGUGGCUGUACUGUAUACCAGCCCUUAGAUCCUUGUCUUCGCAGCACGACUUCAGAAAUGGAGAAAAUUGUCAAGUUUGAGGGAUCUGAAUACAUGAUGUAGUACUUGCUUGUCAGCCAAACUAGUUUUUUUUUUAUUGACAGACUUAAAAUUCUGUAACUUGUUUGUCAAACAUCUCCAUUUUUUUAUCUGCUUGAUCAAAGUAUUUGGGUCUACUGUUAGUGGAUUAUAACACCGUUUUAGGAUUCAUGUGUUUCUUCUUGCCAUCGUUCUUGCACAGUGGUGAUUGACAGUUUCCCUGGUGCCCCACUUUUUAAAUAGUUUAUUGAAAUCUCAUUCUUCCUCCCCAUCAUAACCAUAUUCAGCACCAUAUCUGUGCUAUAGAGGUUGAAGAGGCAAAUAUCCCUACUUGGAAGAAGUUAUUUUCUUAGAUACUUUGAGGGUACUGUAUUGGUCCUAUUUGUAGAUUAAGCUUAAACUACCGUCUUGAUAGAGGAGAUCAUCUUGCAAAUUUGGUCAAGUCAUAUCUACAGUUAACAUAUACCUUUAUUUUUUUGAAUUUCCACAAAGUUUUACUUCUACUUAUUUAGGUCCGUGCCAGUGCUAUAGUAACUGUCUUCCAAAUUGAACUCUAGAAGAGCAUUGAUUAACUGCCUGUAAAGAAACAGGGGCCUAAGAAAUCAUAUAAAUAUUUUUAUAGUUCAUGUGCCAUUGACAUGGGACUAUAGUUUCUUCUGUGAAGGGACUAGUCACUGGAGAGAGAGAGACCUUGGAACUGUUCUAUAUGACUGCACAUAGGUGUUCCAAAUUAGCUAAGACUACUUCAGACUGUUCCCACUUUUCCAUUUCUCUCCUUUCCUUCCCUGAAUUAAAUACUGGUUCACAAACUUAAUCGUUUUUGAGGUACUCUUAUUUUCCAGAAACCAAACCAAAAUAAAUGAUGCUUGAAGAUACGAUUCUCUGAAACUGCUUUGGCACUUCUGCUUAACAUGCUCCUCUGUAAUUUUUCAAUUUUUUAAUUGUGGUUAAAAGAAGACAACAUAAAAUUUACCACCUUAACCAUUUAAGUGUACAGUUCGCUAGUAGUGUUAACUAUAUUUGCAUUGUUGUGUAUAGCUCCUUUCUUAAAUAUUUCUAAAACAGCAUUGCUAUUCUCUUCCUCUUGUAUUAUGUUGCUCAGUAAUAAAGCUGAAAACAUUGCUUUAUCACUCUCUAAUUGAUAUGCCCGAGCGUCUCCAUAGGAUUUACCUGAAAGUGAAAAGGUAUUGAGAAGUUAUUGAAUUGAUGAUCAAGGAGGUAACUUCUGAAGGGAUUUAACUUUUGAGUGGGGGUAGGGACAAAAUGCUAUAGAGUUGGGACAGUUUUUAGCUAUAGAUUAGUUUCUUGACUACAGAAGAAACAUCCUUAACCUGUUUGGUUUUUAUUAUUUUUAAAAUCUUUCUCUGGCAUACUUGAAUGAUGAUGGUGUUAUAAAACUGAAAAUGAGGACUUGGUCUAAGGAGACAACCCCAAUAACGUAUGGAACUCAUAAUUGGUCAGAUGAUAAGUUUUCAUAUUGUGCCUGCAAUGUGCAGAGCCUGUAACAGAAUUCUUCAUUAGGCCAACCUCUUACAUUUAAAUACUUUUAGGUUUUCUAGGAGACCUUGAAAUAAUUGCAAAUUUAAUCAUUUGGUGUUCUCAAAAGGAAUGCGUCUUUAAAAUGUUAUUUCUUGACUAGACAUAAAAUGUAUGUGGUCACAUUAUGAUUUCUUAUAGUUACUGUGUACAGAGAAAUACUGUUUCCAUUAAUUGUUAUACGAAGUGCCUUUUGAAAUUUCACGCUAUUGUUUAAAAGUUAACAUUUUGAUGUCUUGCCUAUUGUUGCUGGUGAUAUGUGAAUUUUGUACAGUUAUUUUUAAUCUUGCCGUUUAUUCAUUUGUACAAUUAAUUGCACUAUCUAAAUGUACUCUCCUUCUGAAUGUUAGUUUGUUUUCUUUAUAACACUGUUGAUCCAUUUCAGAAGGUUGUAGAGUAUGUCCCUCCUUUAUUUAAUAACUUCACAGCAGUACAUUUUAGUUAAUAGUGAUUGGCUCAAUUUUGGGGGCAUUAAGGCAGCUUUGUUUUCUAUCUGUGGAUUGUAGGCUUUCUCACUGAGUCGUUUGUCUCCUACCUAGCCAUGGUAACACAACUUAUAUUUGAUAAGUGUAUGUGCUUACUUGGUAAAAAGAAACAAGGACAUGAGGAAAAAGCAGUACAUUUGCUGACACUUUAUCUUUCUAAUUUUUUUUAAGACUGUGACUGCUUCCCUAUCAUUGUAAUUGCAUUUAAACUUAAAAAUUGUGUGGCAGCUUCUUUAUCAGUAUAAUUUCAUUAUUUACUUAGCCCUCAAAAUUGCAUUUGAGGGGAGCAUAAACUCUUUCAGCUUCUUGGAUACUAUAUAGUAUAUUACAUUAAUACUGUACUGAGUGAUCUGAUUAAUAAUGUCCUUAUAGUCCCAAUACAUCCAGGAUAACCUCUCAGUUACUGUAAGCAAGGAGGUUGGAAUAGACACAGUCCAGAAUCCCUUCUAGCUAUAAAAUUGGAUACAGAGUUAAAUGACAUGGAUGAACAGAGUUAAAUGCCACAUUCAGUAUUCUUGAGGAUGUAAUUAAUUGGGAUUCUAAUGAGGGUUAGAAAUUAUGGAUUAGAUCUUUGUAGAAAGAAUUUUAAAGAUUGCAAUAACUGAAAACUUUUUUUUAAAAAAAAGUGAGGCAUAUUUUGCCUGUGACUUGCACUGUUUAGGUUCCCUCAUCUUUUGAAAUUUACAAUUUUUUACUUAAUGUUAACUGCUACUCCAAUAAAUUGCUGUACAUUUUAUGUAUGUCAUUUGGUUGACCAGAUCCAUUCUAUAUAGAUUUUCAUUAGUGGAUGCACAGACCAAUCAAUUCUUCAUUUUUCACUUAAAUAUACAGGUGGAAGUAAACUGAUGAUGAUCACUAUAUUGAGUGCAAAUCUUUUAGUUAUUUUUUUCAGCUAGAACAACUCUUGUAAGCCAUUAAAAUAUCCUUUUAUGGAAUUUCCCUUCCUCGGUGAAUGAUGAGAAUAUUGUUUUAUUAAAUCUUUUUUCUCUUAUUGACUAGUGGGAUGAUAUUUUUUGUACUACUUUGUCUUUUAUUUACUUGACUUUAUAUAAUGAGAACUUUUUUAUAGUAGUGUUUGAUACCAUUGAGGUAUCUUACUACUGGAAAUUAUGUUUGCUUCCAGUUGGCUGUAUUUGGAAGUAAUCACAGUCCAACCAUGUCCUAUUGAUGUUAGCAUAUCAGUUCGUUCUUUGUAUUGAUCUUUUCUUCCUCUUUAUGUGACACCUCUUUCUAGAAGGAUGGCUGAUCUUCCCUUAAUCUCUUUGAUGUAGAUUAUAUUUUUCAUUCUACCCAUAUAAACUAGCCAGGAUUUUGGUGUGGCUUUGUAUUUGUGUAUUUAAAUACAAUGCCUUCAGCAUUAUUGUAAGAGGUUUUCUAGUUUUCUCUGAUAAUGUCUUUAAAAAAAAAAAUAGUAGCCAGUCCAGUCUCUUAAACUAUUCCCUAGCUAGUCAACCAUCAGUUUUUCAUGCUUUCUUUAAUGUUAGUAAUAUUUUCUCAUUUCUACAUGUUCUUCACACAAAUGUAUUAUUACAUAUAGUUUAUGGUCAGUUGCAUCUUUUCUCUGUAUAAAGAUUUUAGGCCCUUCACCAUGAAUUUAUAGUACAGCUCUGAGAUGUACUGUAUCUUAAAGUUAGCCAGUUUUCUCUAGGUCUUAAGGGCUUUACUGCUUUUGUUGAGAUCAAUUUCAAAUGGUCUAUUAUCUGAUGCCUUGUUAAGAAUUCAACAAGAAUUCUCAGGUUGUCUGUACUUUUAGGACUUUGGAGCUCUCUCAAGUUGUAUUGAGUUUUCAGAUAUUCCUGAGUAUGUUCCUUGGUAGUGGUGAAGUAAAUGCUUUAUAUCUGGUAAUAAUUUUAAAAAUUCUCCUUUGACCUUAAAUACUCCAAGUGUUAUGAGUUUUGUUAGUUGUCCUUUUAUAAGACUAAUUUUCAUCUGCUAUUUUUUCCCCAGGAGCUAUCAUAUGCUUUCUGGUUUUUUCCUAUGACCCAUAAGAAUGGUUCUAUCACAGCAUUCCAUUUUAAGGGCUACAGUUAGACCUCUUGUUAACUCCUAUUUUUUCUAUGAUGGCUGUGUUUCACGCUACCUUGAAUUAUAAUGUAGUAAUGUUCUAAACUAACUAGUAGGUUUUUAGUCCCUUUAUCUGUACUGCUUUUAAUUAGUGAAGCAACAAUGAUGUAAAUGAUGGGGAAAAACAUCUUUUGAAUCACCAGUUUCAAAUUUUCAGUUUUAUUUUUUUAUACAUGUUUAUUUACACUAAGCUUCCUACUGUUAGGUGUGUAGCCCAUUUCUUUCUGUCUCGGUUAAAAUAUAGUUAUUUUGUAAUUAGUCUCAUUUAGAAUCUUAGCACAGAGUUGCAUGCAUGUUGGUCUUUGUUUAAUAGCUUGUAAUAGCGCCUGUUUUACUUUUGACAAAAAUAUAUUUUGACAGAUCUUGGAAGCGCCUUGAUAGCCUUGGGUCUGGUUGUCCUCUUCCUGCCUAGAGAGGAGAGAAACCUCAUUUAUAGAACUUCUAUUUGCUAGGCUCUGUGCUAGUUGCAAGGUACUCUUGAAGUAGAAAUGUAUCCUUAUUUUGCAGAUGAGGAAAUGAAAUUUGCCAAUAAGCCACCUGCUCAAGUGGUGGAACUGAGCUUUGAAUAUAGAUUCUCGUCCCUCACAGUCUCAAGUGCACAUCGCUCUAGGCCGCUGCCGUGUGUGUGUCACGUCUUACCUCUGAUAAGCUAAUUUGAGAUACACUAAUCUUUGUCUUCCAUUUUACCUAGUAAUUUUUGACAAAUACUAAUCUUUGAUAUAUACUAAGCUUUCUAUGUCUGUACUCUCAUUCCUUAGUACUUGAUGUCUUAUAUUAACUAAUUCCUGGUUAUUUUGCUUGUCAGAUCAAGAACCCUAACCCUAAACCUCUCCCGUUGAGGUUUUACUGAGCUGGACUAAGAUUAUUCUUGAUGUAUAAUCAUUGGCUUCUCUUUCAUAUGUUGCUUAUUUGCAUUCCAUUUAUUUCAACACUGAUUGUUUUAAUCAUGGUUCUUAUUGCUUGUUUUUUUUCUUCAUUCUACCUUUUUUGUUUGUUACACCCAUUUUGUUUGAGAUAUACACUUAAACAUUUUUUUUACUGGCAACUUGAGGAUAUUGGCAUAAUGAAAGGAAGGUGGAGUGAUGCAAAGCAUGUGGUAUUUGAAUUCCAAACGCCUUAAUCUGAGUAUUAGCAUGUCACUUAUUUUCUGAGCCUCCGUUUUCCUACUCUCAAAUGAGGCAAUGUCUAGAAGUACUUUGAAAACUCGAAAGCCCAAUGUAGAUGUUCUUUCUUUAGUAGUUCUGCUGUUUCUAUCUAUAUUUGUAGAUUUCUUGUAACUGUGGGAUGGUAUCCGAUAUAAAUACAGAUACAUUUUAAGAUGUAUUUAAUAGCAUGUAAUAGUUUCGUGUCAUCAGAUCAUGUUCCCCUUGUUAACAGUUUUUAAGGCUGAGUUUUUUUGUUGCAAGCCCAGCAAUGGACUAAGUCAUUGAAAGACAUUUAAAGUAGUCUCUCUUCUCAAGUGCAAGCUAAGAAAUGUUAAUAAACAAGAGAAAAUAAAAGAAUGUAGAAUGAACAGCUAGGAUAUGUAGGUAUGUGUAUACAAUUUUUGAUGGUUGG
This is a messenger RNA of Miniopterus natalensis, 8849 nucleotides long. Lineage: Eukaryota; Metazoa; Chordata; Mammalia; Chiroptera; Miniopteridae. The record is from RefSeq and is a predicted model, not a curated record.